CUCAAUGGUUUCUGGGGCCGCCACGGGUGCUGAUCCUCAAUCUCCCUACUGCGACAUCAUCCUCGACCACUUGAACCCUUGCCUUCCCUAUAUACUUCAAGGUGAGGUGAAGCCAGCCAAGGUUUGCUGUGAUGGUGUCCUGGGCCUCACACAGUAUACAAACGCCAAGGGAGGCCAACAAAAUAUAUGCGACUGCGUCAAGGCUGCAGCAAUUUUGAUGGGGGCACCUGUUGAUAAUUUCUCUAAGAUUUCUUCUCUUCCCAAAACUUGUGGCCUAUCGGUCACACUUCCACCCAUCUCUAGCGGCACUGAUUGUUCCCAGGUUAAGUGAAGAUUUGAUGGAAGGGGUAUUGCUUCAACAGACAACGGAAUAAAUGAAUAAUUUGUCUAAUGAAUAAUUUGUGCAAUGGCUGCCUAUAAUGAAUACAUAGCUUAUGUGAUCAUAUGAUCAUAUGUCUUUUUCUUUGAAUUAAUCACAUUCUUAUCUUCUUCUUCUUCCUUCCUCACGUAGCUACCACAUCGUGGUGUCCCACAUGCACUUCGAUUCCUUCUCCGCCCAAAAAAAACACACCAACUCUCACGUUGGGGAUAAAUAUAUAAACCUAUUUAAU
Messenger RNA from Prunus mume (Japanese apricot), 611 nucleotides. Its product is annotated as non-specific lipid-transfer protein A-like. Lineage: Eukaryota; Viridiplantae; Streptophyta; Magnoliopsida; Rosales; Rosaceae. The record is from RefSeq and is a predicted model, not a curated record. Gene Ontology annotation, molecular function: lipid binding. Gene Ontology annotation, biological process: lipid transport.